This is a messenger RNA of Saccostrea cuccullata (small rock oyster), 1597 nucleotides long. RefSeq lists its product as uncharacterized. The record is from RefSeq and is a predicted model, not a curated record. Lineage: Eukaryota; Metazoa; Mollusca; Bivalvia; Ostreida; Ostreidae. The annotation marks the transcript as partial. The transcript is spliced from 8 exons.
AUGAGCUGAUCGCCAACCAGGAGAUCAGAAUGAUCGCAUCUGCUCCUAGAAAAAUCAAACCUCCCCUCACUGAAAAUCAGGCAUAUCAAAAGACCCUGGAAUUACCUAGGCCAAGAACCACUAGGUAUGGAAAACAGUCAUUCAGCUAUGCGGCUGCUACGCUGUGGAAUUCUCUACCAAAUCAUGCUAGGGAACUUUCCACCCUCAGCCAAUUUAAAACUUUCAUAGAGACAUGGACGGGGGAAAAAUGCAAAUGCAAUUCCUGCAGAAACCACAGCGAUGGUAAGAAGGAGGGGGACCCUGCAUAUUUUGCAUGGAAUGAAGGAAAGGCCAUGGAUUUCUCUGAUCCUGAAUGUACAAAAAGGAGGAAAAAACUCAAAAGUGAGGAGUCCCUGUCAUCUUCACAGAUGGACCAGUUGCAGAUUCCACAAGCACCAAAAUGUCAAUAUCAAGAAAAAUUGAUAUCAGAGCACAACUACUCAGCAUCCUGCACAUUUAACUGUACUCAAGAAAUGCAGCGCCUCUCAACAGAAAUACAACUGGAAAAGGAAUUGCUUGCCCUAAAAAUAGAGUCUAGUAAAAGGAAGCCAAUAUCAAUCCACGAUAUUAAAUACAACGAAGAGAAGGUCUCUGAUCAGCAAGGGCAUUUUCUCUAUAUAAGAAGAAAAUGGAGACUCCCUACCCACCCGAUGUAUUUUGUCGGACAGUUUUCUGUACAUUGCAGUCACCAAUAUAUCCAAAUAUCAUCACCGGCCCAGACGUCAUUCACUCCUUUGAAUUGUGCUGGUAGCAGUAAGGUGUCAUCAUUUGAGAUGGUCACAGUAUCCAAUACACUGAAGUCACAGGACUCAAAUUUCAUACAUGUUCACAGGGUCUCUGCCAAAAUCUUUUGAGGAUUUUUCCUCUGCUAGAGCAUCCAUGGAUGCAAAUGAAACAACCCAGGACAUCCCAACACAUAUGGAUAAUCAGGCCAUGGCCUACAGUAUGUACAAAAGUUGCCAUACUUUUAAAGCAGUAACUUGCGUGCCUCCAAAUGGUGCACUUACAUUUUGCUCCAUGCUGUACCCAGGUUCUACUUCUGAUGUAGCUAUUGUACGUCACAGCCAAGUUUUACGAAAGUUCAAAGCUGGAGACCUUAUUUUGGUGGUCAAAGGUUUCACCAUUCAUGACCAGUUGCCCCAGGGUGUCUGCUUAAUUAUAAAAGCUCUUUUAUCGACACGAGGCCAGUUUACCAUACAAGAAGCAGCACUGUUACAAGAUUGCUAAAGCACUUAUUCAUGUGGAAAGAGCCAACGAGAGGAUAAAGAAUUACGAGAUUCUCCGUCACAUACCAUCUACUUACAGACCAAUCUCAACAAAAAUAUUUCAACUCUGUUCUUGUCUUGUAAACUUGCAAGCUCCACUUUUGAAAGAAAUUACUUAAAGAUACAUGUACUUAUUAUAAAUUUGCAUUGGCGUGUGACAGUAUACACUAAACAGUGAAGAUAUUCAUACCAAAGUGCAAGGGAUAAGCAAAUUUUGAUUUGUUAUCAAUGUCAAUGGUUAUAUUUGUUAACUUUGUAGUAUGUUGUAAUACAUGUACUUCAGAAAAUGAAAA